ACUCACAGGAAACGAUGCCCGACACUGUCGAUUCUCCAGCCAACCCUGGCACGUCUUGACCCAUCGUCCUCUCUUAUUGGGUGAACAGGAAUGCGGCGAGCCGGAUGUUGUCGUUUUUGCAAGGGCCAAAAUAGGCAAGAUGGCGUCGAGUGGCGGGGAGCUUGGAGGCGUAUUUGACCACCACGUCCAGAGGGCUGUAUGCGACACGCGGGCCAAGUAUCGGGAGGGGCGGCGGCCUCGUGCUGUCAAGGUAUAUACAAUCAAUUUGGAAUCCCGGUACUUGUUAAUACAAGGAGUUCCUGCAGUGGGAGCAAUGAAGGAAUUAGUUGAGCGAUUUGCUCUAUAUGGUGCAAUUGAACAGUAUAAUCCUCUAGAUGAAUACCCAGCAGAAGACUUUACAGAAGUUUAUCUUAUUAAAUUUAUGAAUUUACAAAGUGCAAGGACAGCCAAGAGAAAAAUGGAUGAACAGAGUUUCUUUGGUGGAUUGCUUCAUGUGUGCUAUGCUCCAGAAUUUGAAACAGUUGAAGAAACUAGAAAAAAAUUACAGGAGAGAAAGGCUUAUAUAGCAAGAACUGCUAAAAAUAAAGAUCAUUACAUGACAAAGAAGAAACUGGUUACAGAGCUUAAAGACACAAAAGAUUUUAGACAGGACUUCCAUUCAGGGACAUCUGGAUUUUGUGCAACCACGCAGAACACUUCUACUGGCAACUCAGAUCCUUGUCUUCCUUAUUCUUGUGAAUUGCCUUUAUGUUAUUUUUCCUCAAAAUGUGCAUGUUCAUCAGGGCAGCAUAUGGACAGGGCAUUAAACUUCUCUCAGGAUGGUAGAAACCAUGCUGAAACAGUGGAACAUUGUAUGUACAAUGACUCUUUGCAGAAGAUACAAAUGAAACCUUUUAAAAAUUCGUUCGCUUGCCCUGGUGCACAGAAGGCUAUUACUUCUUCAGAAGCAGUUGACAGAUUUAUGCCUAGGACAACACAACUGCAGGAGCGGAAAAGAAGGAGAGAAGAUGACCGUAAAAUUGGAACUUUUCUCGAAACAAACACGAGUAGUAAUGAGGUUAUGAUUGGGCCUCUGUUACCAGACAUACCUAAAGUGGACAUGCAUGACGACUCGUUGAAUACAACAGCGAAUUUAAUUCGGAAUAAACUUCAAGAGGUCAUUUCAUCUGUGCCAAAACCUCCGGAAGACAAGCUAGAAGAUGUGCAUACAAGUCGUCCAUUAAAGCAAAGAAGAAGAAUAUAGACUGUCAGCAGCAAAUUCUGUUUUCUACAGGACUCUUUAUUUUUUAUUUUUAGCCUGUCGUUUUAAUUGUUGAAGAGAUUAUACUGCUGGUAUUUUUUAAUGCACUCCUCUUUGUAAUAUUAUCCAAGGUACUUAUAAAAUUUCAUUUUUUAAAAUAAGUUUAUCAUGGACAAAAUAGAUGCCAGCCAAAUAUGUUCCUUAAAAAAAGAAAACUAAACUUUUCCAGGAGCUCCACCCAGUGACUUUGGUUACAUCUUUUUGGCUAGAAGUGGGCUCGUGGCCGUUCCUAAACAGGGGAAGUCUGGCAUUGUGAAUGUUUACGUUUCCAACUUCUGUGGAUAAGGAAGCAAGAGAAAAGAGGGUUGUAAAAGGCUUAUUCACAGUAUUUGCCACAAGAACCAAGCUUGUUGGCUAACUUAAAAAAUAAAAUUAGUUUAUCAUUA
Callorhinus ursinus (northern fur seal) is the source of this 1686-nucleotide messenger RNA. It is a transcript of the gene RBM48, whose product is annotated as RNA binding motif protein 48. The record is from RefSeq and is a predicted model, not a curated record. NCBI's taxonomy places the organism in Eukaryota, Metazoa, Chordata, Mammalia, Carnivora, Otariidae. Gene Ontology annotation, cellular component: nucleoplasm. Gene Ontology annotation, molecular function: nucleic acid binding.